Messenger RNA from Hibiscus syriacus, 1141 nucleotides. RefSeq lists its product as uncharacterized. Lineage: Eukaryota; Viridiplantae; Streptophyta; Magnoliopsida; Malvales; Malvaceae. Gene Ontology annotation, cellular component: membrane. The coding region runs from base 339 to 1121 and encodes 260 amino acids. The record is from RefSeq and is a predicted model, not a curated record. Gene Ontology annotation, biological process: protein ubiquitination. The transcript is spliced from 9 exons. Gene Ontology annotation, molecular function: ubiquitin-protein transferase activity; zinc ion binding.
CAUCGACUUCGCUUUGACCUUUAAACACCGAAGCCAAAACCAGAAACAAACGCCCCCAAGAUUCAAACCUACGAUACCAAAUAGAGGAAAGAAAAAGAAACACCAAAAGAGGGCAACAAUUUGAAAUUGCUAUAAGUUUUGCACUCAAUCUCUUGCUUCACCUCAAAACCAUAAGCUUUAAUUUUGCACUAAAACUACGAGAGAUAAAAGGAAAGAAGGUUCCUUUGCUUCAAGAAAAAUGAUCCCUUUCUUGAUAAAAAGUAAACAAGAGAAGUAGAUCAACUGGUUUCCGGCUUUGGGUUAUUGCAUCUGAUUGUUGAGUUCUAGUAUUUCCGAAUAUGGGGGAUCAUUUUGUAUUGCUAGUGGAUCGGUUGUUGACAGAAUCCACACUGGAAGCCGCUAUCGAAAGCCGAAACCGCUCUUUGCAGGCCACUACAUUAGCAGUUGAUGACAAGGAAGUAUUCAGUUCUUCUCCGAAGGUGGAUUUGUUGUCCCCAAGGAAAAUUGUAGAAUGCAGGAUAUGCCAAGAUGAGGAUGAAGAUUCAAACAUGGAGACCCCUUGCUCUUGUUGUGGCAGCUUGGAGUAUGCUCAUCGAAGAUGUGUACAAAGAUGGUGCAAUGAGAAAGGCAACACUACCUGUGAAAUAUGCCAUCAGCAAUUCGAGCCGGGCUAUACUGCGCCACCUCCUUUGUUCCAAAUCGGCCGUUUUCCAAUGAAUUUGAGGGCAAACUGGGAGAUCUCUAGGAGGGAGUUAAACAAUUCUCGCCUUAUAGCAGUAGUAUCAACUGAUCACCAUUAUGAUGAAUAUUCAGUUUCGACUACAAGAAGCUCAAUAUGUUACCGAACAUUUGCAAUAGUGUUCAUCCUUCUUUUGAUUUUACGACAUACUCUUCCUAUCAUACUUACCAGAACCAAUGACUACACUUUCCUGUUGUUCAUGUUGUUAUUACUUCCCACUGUUGGGAUUAUCCUGCCAAUCUAUGUCAUGGUGAAAUCAAUGACUGCCCUCCGUCACCGCCGGCAACAGCAGGAGUUCCCAAAUUCAUUGUUUACUCAAUCAGAUGAAGAAACUGAGCAGUCUAUCAUGCAAACUCAGCAUCACAUAGUCAACAUUCCUUGAAUGCCAACAGAUGAAAAAUU